Molecule: messenger RNA, 267 nt
Organism: Candidula unifasciata
Lineage: Eukaryota; Metazoa; Mollusca; Gastropoda; Stylommatophora; Geomitridae
Source: the annotation of a GenBank genome assembly
AUGAGGGGUAGCUUCCCUUCCAACAAAGCAGAAACAAACACAUUCUGGAAAGCAACCCGAGAGACGCCACACUGCGGUGCCAAUCCUCACUGGCUGAUCUACCAAGUCACCAAGGGCAACAGGCGACCCACCUACCACUACACAGGAAGUGAUGACAGCAUGGAGCUUAAGUACUGUGACCUCUAUAUUGCAUGCUGGGACGCUAAACCAGAAAACAGACCCUCAGCGGAGGAUGUCAUUGUCUCCUUGAGCAGCUUGCAGAUCUGA